Messenger RNA from Pseudo-nitzschia multistriata, 1308 nucleotides. The record is from the annotation of a GenBank genome assembly. Lineage: Eukaryota; Bacillariophyta; Bacillariophyceae; Bacillariales; Bacillariaceae.
CCUUAAGAAAAGAAAGAACUACUGGAACGAGCGUCGAUUUAUCAGACGACAAAAAGACGUUGAUCGAACGGAAAUAUUCAAUACGCAUAAAAAAUGCAUCGGAGUUUGUUGGGUUUUACAUUGCUGUCCUCUGCAAUAGGAUCCAGUGCUUUUGUUACGCUGAAUGUAGCUCCGAGAUGUACCACAAAUCUUUUUGAGGGCGGCAAUGGUGGUGACGAGGAAAACGCAUCGUUCGACGUCGAAAAUGCCCGUCGGCGACUCGAAAACAUGCUUUCCGACCCGGAAAAAAUCGCCAGCGGCAAUAACAGCAGCAACGAUGGAGUUAGCGAUUUGGCAGCUGCGGCCACUCCUUUCUCUUUUUCAAAAUUUCUUGCGGACAACGACGAGCCGUUCUCGCUUUCUGCUUUACCUCCACCUCCCCCGCUAUCCACCAUCGAACGCAGCCGCCGUUUGGUUGAAAUAAAACUGAUAGAAUGCCUCAACGAUGGGGACGAUGUGAUUUCGGAGCUCUGGGACCACUGGUACUCCGAACGAGGUAGCGCUGCGAAACAGAAACUCCAGCAGAGUUCUGGUAUGUUUAUGGACGAGUCGAAGUGGGAAGAAUGCGAACAAAACCUAAUCGAGCUCGUCGACGAGCACGGGAUAUACUUUUCGGAACCCGUAAACCUUCUCGCGACCCUAUACUUCAUACAAAAAAGGUUUGAUCUGUCCUACAAGCUGUGCCAAGUUGUGCUGGCGAUCAAACCCCACCAUAUAGGGGCCCUGAGUGGGAUCGUCGAGGUAGCCCUGGGCAGCGGAGACAUGGGUGCAGCGCGAUACUGGGCCGCCAAGCGGUUGCCGAAGCACGUCCCGGCCUCGGUGUCUGGCAGCGAUGGUGCGGCUUCGGUCUACGACGAGAACGAAGAUAAAAAAUCCGUCGACACCCCACGGCGUGUCGAAUGGGUCCAAAAGGCCGUCGCUAGGGCACAAGACACGCUGGACCAAGCGGAGCGAAGGACGAAACAAAAAUUCUUUGGAGAGGCGGACAUCCACUUUGAUGACUCGGGCGGCGGCGAUACUCUUUUAGACGGCGAUGACGACGGAGAUGCCUGGCAAUGAUUCCAUGACUUCCCUUGGAGCAAUAUUCGACUUAUUCUCGAUCAUUACAGCGUUCAUCUUGCACAGAGCGACUGAUCCUUCGCUAGUAUGCACUCCCUUGUUUUGCAUCGAAUAUCAUCUCCUUUUGCACUUGCACCGGGCCUGAAAGCACAAUGCAGGCCAAAUAUUGAUAGUAAAAUCACACGGCGAGAAUAAACCCAGAUAGAACCA